Messenger RNA from Clonostachys rhizophaga, 285 nucleotides. Lineage: Eukaryota; Fungi; Ascomycota; Sordariomycetes; Hypocreales; Bionectriaceae. The record is from the annotation of a GenBank genome assembly.
AUGAGCCUGUCACAGAGCCCCCUCGAUGGUCUUAACCUCGAAUCACUGAAUGACCAGGACAAGGCCGAGAUCCGCCAGUUCCUGAACAAGCAGCAGCAGCGCUCCCAGAUCCAGGCCCAAACACACCAGCUGACCCAGGUCUGCUGGACCAAGUGCGUCCCGGGCGCUGUCAAGAGCGGGAAGCUCGACAAGACCGAGGAGACCUGCCUGGCCAACUGCGUCAACCGCUUCAUGGACCUCAAUCUCCUGACGGUGAAGCACCUUCAGAACAUGCGAAGCAACUAG